GCAUGUCAACAAGUUCGCCGGGCCAAGCGAGAACGUCACUUUCAAAACGAUGGUUCCCACAAAGACACCGAAAUCCAUGGCCUCCAAGGCCUUCUACCAGAUGCUCGUAUUGGCGAACAUGGGGGCUGUAGAGCUGCACCAGAACGAUCCGUACAGCGAUAUCAAUAUCAGAAUCACGCACGAGAUGGUGUGA
Sphaeroforma arctica JP610 is the source of this 193-nucleotide messenger RNA. RefSeq names its product ScpA/B protein. The record is from RefSeq and is a predicted model, not a curated record. The transcript has 2 exons. The annotation marks the transcript as partial. Lineage: Eukaryota; Ichthyosporea; Ichthyophonida.